This is a messenger RNA of Solanum lycopersicum (tomato), 931 nucleotides long. The record is from RefSeq and is a predicted model, not a curated record. Lineage: Eukaryota; Viridiplantae; Streptophyta; Magnoliopsida; Solanales; Solanaceae.
GUUUCGUUUUUUUCUGAGAUCUGAAUCGAAUUGACAACAAAUUGAAGAAGAAGAAGAAGACUUUGUGUUGAACGAAGAAGAAGAAGAAGAAAUGGCAGUGUCAGGACCCGACCCAUUGUUCGGAUUGAGGAACAACUUCUACAUAGGUGCUUACCAAGCUGCAAUUAACAACAGUGAUGUACCAAAUCUCUCUCAGGAGGACGCUGUUGAAAGAGACACUCUUGUUUACCGAUCUUACAUUGCUCUUUCCAGUUAUCAGGCAUGCUUUGAAUGUCCAGAUACUCAUUAAGAUGCAUAGAUCGGAUUAUGCAGAGAAACAGUUAAGAAUCAUGCAGCAAGUUGAUGAAGAUCAUACACUAACUCAACUUGCAAGUGCAUGGCUAAACUUGGCAGUGGGUGGUUCAAAAAUACAAGAAGCAUAUCUUAUUUACCAAGACUUCUCUGAGAAGUAUCAGAUGACUAGCUUAAUCCUGAAUGGGAAGGCUGUAUGUUGCAUGCACAUGGGUAACUUUGACGAAGCUGAGACACUGUUGCUUGAAGCCUUAAACAAGGAUGCUAAGGAUCCAGAAACACUGGCCAAUCUGGUUGUCUGCAGUCUUCACCUUGGGAAACCAUCCACACGUUAUCUGAACCAGUUGAAAUUAUCGAACCCAGAGCACACACUUGUUAAGCGCGCUGCAUCUGCUGAAGAAAGUUUUGAUAGAGCAGUCCAAACUGUUGCUUGAGGAAAAGUUGCAGCAUGUACUAAUGAGUUAAACAGGCAAAUGUGGAAGCUGUCUUUUGUAGUGUCAGUUCUGGUGCUUGUUCAUUUGGUUAUUCUCAUCAGACAAUUUAAAGAUUGGCAUGUUAUUAAUGUAAAAAUUUUACCUUGCAACAUUUUGAUGAGUUGGAUCACUUAUAUUUCAGAUGGAAAAAUAUGGGCUUUCACUUA